Loa loa (African eye worm) is the source of this 316-nucleotide messenger RNA. RefSeq lists its product as hypothetical. Gene Ontology annotation, biological process: intracellular protein transport; endoplasmic reticulum to Golgi vesicle-mediated transport. The annotation marks the transcript as partial. The record is from RefSeq and is a predicted model, not a curated record. Gene Ontology annotation, cellular component: cytosol; Golgi membrane. Gene Ontology annotation, molecular function: syntaxin binding. Lineage: Eukaryota; Metazoa; Nematoda; Chromadorea; Rhabditida; Onchocercidae. The transcript has 3 exons.
AUGAACGAUCAAACAGACUGGAACGAAACGAUUCGAAUGCGACAAAUUGCUUCUUUGAAACAAUUGUUAAAUCUCAAUCAACCGUUGCCAACGUCGAUGGCUGUGGAACCGGUCUGGAAAAUACUUAUUUUAGAUCGUUACGGGCAGGAUAUCAUAUCUCCGUUGCUAACGAUCAAACAACUGAGGGACCUGGGAAUCACUUUGCACUUACUUCUCAACAGCCAUCGUGAAAUCUUGCCCGAUGUGCCUGCUGUAUAUUUCGUUUCACCCACCGACGAAAACAUUAAAAUAAUUUGUGAUGACCUCAACAAAGUAC